AUGCCUGCGGGAAUUCCGCCCAACCCUCGGUCGGCUUUCACCUCAAGUUCGAACUCGGCACGAAAGGACGAUGAAAACGAUUCCGAUGACAUUGAAGGGGACGAGCCGGAACAGUACAUCGCCAGUCUUGCGACGCGUUCUUCCGGCAACAAUGCCUCAGCUGGUGUCUACGAUGACGAAUUGCCAACGCCUGUCGGGACCCUUUGCCCGCUCUCUCUCGAACAGCUUAAAGAGCUCGCCGAUUCUGGGUACGAGUUUGUAAUCGAAUUGCAGAAGGGCCAGUACGACUUUAUCAGGAAAGCCUACGGCCGCGUCAAAGCAACGCCAGACGGGGACAUUCAGAAUGAUGACUGGAAUAUAGGGUUCGAGAGCUGCGUGACGUUAACUUGCUCAAUUGCCAAAUCAUUGCUUCUUGAAAUCAUGGGUGGGAACUUGGCACGCCCUCAUCCAUCAAGAGCACAAGGCGUCAAGCAAGCAUUGGAGGCCAAUCGGGAGCAUAGCACAUACGACGUCCCGGCUCAUCCUAGCAUAUUCGCUCGGUACUUAACUGACGAUACAGGGUUGUCCCCAACCCCGCGCGAACAAGUUCGCGCGGUUCAUUAUCUUCACAUUUACGCAGAUCAGUAUCCCGAGAGCUAUGCAUUGGCUUAUGACAUUGACAAUGUCAUGAGUACUGAGAAACGGACAUGGACGAAGGAAGAAUGCGAGAAAGGCAGCCGUCGAUACCUGAACGCUGACAACGCUUCUAUCAUUUCAGAAGCAAAAUAG
Messenger RNA from Mytilinidion resinicola, 768 nucleotides. RefSeq lists its product as uncharacterized. The transcript has 2 exons. The record is from RefSeq and is a predicted model, not a curated record. Bases 1 to 768 code for a protein of 255 amino acids. NCBI's taxonomy places the organism in Eukaryota, Fungi, Ascomycota, Dothideomycetes, Mytilinidiales, Mytilinidiaceae.